AGUCGGCAAUCAGUUCGAAAACGACUUUCAUCCGUAACAGACAUGUAAACGGCAAUCAUUCGAUUACCUGMGACGAAAUAAAAUUUACCUUACAGUAAGUCAAUAAUAAGCUAAAGGAAAGUUCAAUGCAGGCGCAUUACAAAGAGUGGCAGUGAAAAUUGCUAAAACCAAAUUAAUAACAUAUUUUAAAAAUAAAGCGGACGGUGAAAUAGAUAAGUGUAGAAAGCUGAGUGAUAGUGUACGCCGGUAGCUGCAGCAUCUCCAAAUGCUGAGUGAGCAAUGGGCAAAGAGCCGAGCAAACAACCGAAUAAACACUAAUUAAUGCUUUUGCGUUACAAAGAAACGUAUAGAAAAUAAAAGUAGAAAACUAAGAUUCCACAUAUUGUGUAUGUAGUGACAAAUAGAAGCAAAGGUGAAAUGUGCAGGUGAACAGUGAAUUUUAGCCAACAAUUGAGAAAUGUUGCAUUAAGAAAGAUGAUAAUGUGUUCGAAAGUUCUUCAUUUGACUUCCCAGUGCAACAACUGGUGCGUGACAACUGAAUUAAUCAAAUAAGCGCUGCGUAAUUGAUUAGGCUAAAAGCUGUAAGAAUUUCAAUUACAUAGUAUACAAAUGUAAUCGCCGCACAUUAUUCAAGACCAUAACACCACCUAAAAAUAUUUCAUGUAUAUAAAUAUUAGGUCAACAAAAGAAAAAUAUAUUGGGUGAACGCUUAGUAACUCAAAUUGGAAAAGUGCAACCAAGUUUAAAAAAAUAUUUAUUGUCGGUUCAUAUAAAUCUGAAAGAAGUAUAGAAGCGAAAGCAAUAUAAGCUUUAAAUCCUUGAGGUGUUAACGAAAUGAAAAAAAUGAAUGCUAGUAAGUUGGACACAGCAAUAAUGUUGACAUCAUUGACAGCUAAUGCAACCAGUACAAAACUGGAACAGCACACCAAGCCCAUGCUAAGUCCAACACGAUCCCUUGACGAAGGUUUUGAAAGUGAUCCGGAUCGGGUGUCCACCGAUUCGGAGCAUCAAACAAGUGGAACGAAUUGCAAUAGUGGUAGUAGCCAUAAUAACAAUAGUCAGAACAACAAUAGAAAUAGUGUUGCAGAAAAGCACAACAGUGGCUCGACACUAGCUCAACUAUCGUCAGCGGCCACGGGGGGUCUAACAGCAUCGACAGCAUCAGUAUCAGCGUCACCAAUGACAACAAUAGCAAGCUUGACUGCCACAUCUAGCGUGUCCACAACGGUAGCUCAAAAGGCAAACAUAAAAACAGAUUUGCAUAAACUGCGCUUGCUAACAAUGGUCGUUCCGCCGUCUCAAAUUGCACGCCGACAGCCGGCGAUUAGUGCGACACCUGCUGCAACUCCUGCAAACUCCAACAACUGUCAAUAUGCUGGUUCUGACGCGAAGUCGACAUCCGACACGUCAAUGGAUACGUUUCUAAAAGACCAGCAACAGCAGCGACGUAGCUCAGCAGAGUCAGCGCACAAUAUCAACURUCCGAUCGAUGUGACAACAUCAUCAUCUUCAAGUGCUUAUGUCAAUAACAACAAUAACAAAAAUCAUUUACUUAUGCAAUAUCGUACUGGAUCCAACUUGGCUGCUCUCACCGCCAAUGUGGCACGCGCCAGCGGUGCUUUAACCAAAUCCACAAGCAAUGGCAGUGGCUCGCCGUUGCCCUCACAUCGUUUACAAUAUCAAAAGCAACGUCAACCAAUCUUAGCCUCUGCCGCCGGUCAUCAGACCGUACACAAUCAUCGUUACGCUGCCAGUAGUACCGGCAAUGGAGGGGGCAUAACUAGUGGAUUUCGACGCGCACGCACACGGGCAAUGUCUCCCGCAAUGGUAAAUAGUCUAUCAAGCAACAGCCAUGGCGUCAGCAACAAUACAGUAGCCAGCAUUGGUGGUAUGCAAGUUCACACUUCACGCACUAAGCUUCUUUCACGCAACACCAAUAUGCGUUCACAUUCAGUUGAUGCCGUUUCACGCCACCGUAAUGGAUAUGACCCGACCAAUGCACUCAUUCUUAAGCAUGAAGGCAGUGGUGUCACAAGUUCGGGCAAUCAUAGCGUUCACAGUGCUGGCGGUACCAGCAACACCGCCAGCAAUACACGAAUGAUGAACUACAAAUACUGUAGUGGGAGUGUGGGAACCGGCACUACAAGCGCUGGUCAAGCUCUACUAGUACAGCCUAUUUCUAGUGCAACUUUGUCGACGAGCACAGCAGCAGUUUCACUCCCAGCCGCUACUACAGUUCUUAAUCCAGCGAAUGCUGUUGAUGCCGCUGCUGCGUUGGUCGCAGCCGCUGGUGGAUCACCAGUUAUCGCUUCGGCCACCAACAGUUUGUACACGUUCUACCCUGCCGAAGGCAAUUUGCAAGUAUGGCAAUCUGAGUGCGGCGACCUCACGUACAAAUCAUCGCGCAAUCAGCACACGCACAAGGCGCCGGUUUGUUGGACACAAUCGAUACCAAGGCAAACAAGACGAUACAUUACUCCAGCCACCGCAUCUAACGGCAGUAGCGCUGCCAGUAUAAUCUAUCCCUCCACGAAUGGGCAAGUGUACAGGGUGAAUAAUGUGCCGUUAUCGCAGGCAAAUGUUGUGAACAUUUCCUCUUGUAACAACAAUAACAAKGGAAGUGCGGACAAUGUGGACGGUUAUCACAGUGAGAACAGCAUGGGUAACAAGGACAUAAACUCGCCGAGUGGAUUCUCACAAAAAUUAAAAGAAUUAGCGGCAUCAGCAGGCCUCUUAACACUAAAGCCACGACAUCCGCUAAAACCAGUAAUAAAAACGCGUGGCUCACAAGGAUCCGAAUUUCCGAAGAAGGUCACAUUCAGUGCCUUCGCUACCGUACAAGUAUUGUAGUGUUCAGGCAUAGCUAUAGCUUAGUAAUGGCCAAAAUGUUGGUUGGGAUGAUUCCAUAUGUAUGUAAAAAAAAGUGGAAUUUUAUUGAUUAAUUUUCUGUUUUUUCGUAAAUAUUGAAAAUUCCAAGCUUGGGCAUUGGCGCCUCGCUAACCAACAUUAUUGUUGUUAUUCGUAAUUCUAAUUACACAAAACUUACAGAUGUACGACGUAUUGGUUCGAAGUAAAAGUCUUACGUACAUAUGUAUGUACUUACCUAUGUAUAAACAAAUUUAGUGAGUAAUAUAUAUUUGAAUUGUUUUUGUU
This is a messenger RNA of Bactrocera latifrons, 3153 nucleotides long. RefSeq names its product probable serine/threonine-protein kinase nek3. The record is from RefSeq and is a predicted model, not a curated record. Lineage: Eukaryota; Metazoa; Arthropoda; Insecta; Diptera; Tephritidae. Bases 835 to 2850 code for a protein of 671 amino acids. The transcript is spliced from 2 exons.